Chlamydomonas reinhardtii is the source of this 1696-nucleotide messenger RNA. RefSeq lists its product as uncharacterized. The transcript has 2 exons. The coding region runs from base 93 to 440 and encodes 115 amino acids. The record is from RefSeq and is a predicted model, not a curated record. Lineage: Eukaryota; Viridiplantae; Chlorophyta; Chlorophyceae; Chlamydomonadales; Chlamydomonadaceae.
UCUAAACUCAAUUGAUUUGCAUUUGGCUUAAACUGCUUUUCAGCUACAGUGACUGUUCAGUCCACAUCUACGCAGCCUGGGCUCGGAGCACGAUGGACGGAGAGGGCCCUGGUUCUCACAAGCUGGGAGGCAGCUCUCUCAGCGUGCGCGACACUCGGAGAAUGGUGCAAGUCCUGGCGCCUGGCGUGCCACCAGCAGUCCUGGACUACGUAUUUGCAAGCGUCACAAAGGCGGGUUCGAGCAGCACUCGUACCGCUUCGCCGGUGGCUAGAUAUACGCUGCGGAGGUGUGAGAGCGGGGACGCUGGCGAGCUGGCGCUCUUGGACGUGAGCUCCCUCAAGGAUGCGCACCCUGACUGGGCGAAUGCGGAUGCCCUCAAGUUCAGCUACCAGCCGCCCCCCACGCAGCAGCCAGCGGGCAGAGACGGCAAGGGACGGUGAUACGGAGGGCGAACGAGAGCUGGCCGGGCAGGCUUAACAACGGUUUUAGGCGGGAGGCGGAUUGCGAAUUCAGCUUUUGGGAGGUCACGGACACGUGCUUGCUGAAACCGGAAGGCAAGGGCGGCGUGGCUUCAGCAUUUGCGGGCCAGUGUGGCGUCACGUGCGAUGGCCGAACGCUGCUUCCCUUCAUUGUCGGGUUUAGGCGACUGACGUUUUACCGCCAGCUUUGCGACACUGAGGCUGCACAUGAGUGUGAGAGUAGUAAAAUUUGUUACCCAGAGAAGACCUUACUAUGUAGACUUUUAGUUGGUUUGUCAAAUCGUGGUGGCCUGCAAACGGAGGGUGGUCUGGUCUGUUGCGCCGCCGCUGUGUCGGAGCAUGUGAGGGCCACAGCACUGUGCGUGUGUCAUGUACUUUUCGUGUGUUGCGUGUUCUGUGUGAGUUGCCGAGCUGCACGGUGUAGCAUAGCCACUGCAUUGCGGCGCAUAUUAGCUGCAUAUGCUCGUUCCAACACACCGUGUUGGCUGUGGGCAUGAGGACAGGACACAUGCGUCGCAUCGACGGGACGGGACCACAUCAAUCUGGGAGUGCUGCCAGGGUUGAGCCACUGAGCAGGCGCCUCUGCGGAAACAGUUGCAACGUGCAUUGCAGGCAGGACCUGCGGCAGGCAAAUGCCGCGCAGGUCAUGCGGGUCGGGUGGUGGGGCGCUUUUGUGAGAGCGUUGCAUUGCAUAGACAUGUGCAGGUAUGAUGGUUAGGGGAUGAUGAUAAUGAGGAGUAAGCAGGCUGGCGCUGGUGCGGCCAGCGGGGGCUGCGUCCGCUCGGGAGCGUCAAGUGCUGUGUCGUGGCCCAUUUCGGUGUCAGAGCACGGGGCCUCCUCGAGAUGUACAUUCAUAGUUUGUCACGAAGCACAUGCGCGGCAUAAGGGUUGAGCCCGGAUGGGAUUCGGCUCCACUGUCGUGGCAUAUAGAUCGUGCUGAUGUGUGCAUUGUUCGCGUUUCGUUGCCGGGAUAAGGGCAUGGCUGAAGCGGAGGACACGGUAGUUUGUUGGUACCACGAGCGUGGGUGUGCUAGGGACAGGCUUCAGAGAAAGACGCACCUUUCAGAGGUGGUGCAUGUGAGGUGUAUAUAUAACGAGACACGAACUUAGUGCAUGCGCGGCGAUGGCGAGAGAGCGGAGCUGAGAGCCUAGGAUGCCUCGAGUCGGUCGGGCAGUCACCGUCCGCUGGCGAUGGUGGGCUGUAACACUAGAUGGGU